Messenger RNA from Entamoeba invadens IP1, 606 nucleotides. RefSeq lists its product as hypothetical. Gene Ontology annotation, biological process: mRNA 3'-end processing. NCBI's taxonomy places the organism in Eukaryota, Evosea, Mastigamoebida, Endamoebidae. Gene Ontology annotation, cellular component: nucleus. The coding region runs from base 1 to 606 and encodes 201 amino acids. The record is from RefSeq and is a predicted model, not a curated record. The transcript has 3 exons. Gene Ontology annotation, molecular function: mRNA binding; protein binding.
AUGGGGGAAUCAGUAGAGUACCAAAACACGUGGAACAAACAAGAGAAAGUGAUCAUCGAAAAGAUGCGAGGGAUAUAUCAAACAGCUAUAUCUAAGUUUCCAAAGAAUGAGGAAUUGAUGAGAAGGUAUAACAACUUUUUGAGAGGGAUUAAUGACCAAGAGAACGAACGCGCGUUACUCAAUUUGGCGUUGCAACUUAUGCCCGAUAAGAAGAGUGAUGUGUGGAAGAUGUUUCACGAGUUUGAAGAGAGAUGCGGGAACGUGCAGAGUAUGAUGGAGUUUGAAGAAAGACACAUGACUGCGACAAUUGACGAGAACUCGUCGAACGAUAUCCACUUUACUUUUCUAUGGGUGAAGGAUAUGUUUACUUUUUUGGAUCUGAAGCCUUACUCGGCUAAGGAUGAUAUGGAAUAUGACACGAUGGAGAAUUACUAUAAGAACCUUGGGAAAGAUGCCCAGAAAGAUAAACAGAAACACACGACCCAAAGUGAAGGGUAUGACAAACUUAAUCAAUUUAUCAAUGUUUUACCCCUGAAUUACAAUGGAGCGAAAGUCAAUGUGGACGGACUAGUUGACAUCUUUGCCACUAUGAUGGACGAGUUGUAA